AUAUAUCUAUUAGUGUACUUAUGUAGGUUAUGCAUAUCAAAACCUUAAUGUAUUAGUUAAAUGUGUAGUUUUGGUAGUUUAAUCAUUAUGCAAAAAUAUAAACCUAUAUUUGGUUUAUAUAUUCAGUCCACUUCAGGAGCCAGCAGUAUAGCACAAAAAGCAGGAGUUGCUGCAUUAGGCUUGGGCUAUGCUGGUGGGGAGGCAAUUUCCACCAUGGUGAAAGCAUUCAGGGAACGGCGAGAUUUCUUGGUUAAAAGCUUUGGGGAACUGGAAGGUGUUAAGAUAUCAGAACCGCAGGGGGCUUUCUAUCUCUUCAUUGAUUUUAGUUCUUUCUACAGAAUAGAAGCUGAAGGUUUUGGUAAAAUUGAAAAUUCGGAAUCACUCUGUCGAUACUUCCUGGACAAUGCUCAGGUUGCACUAGUCCCUGGAGAUGCAUUUGGGGACAAUAGCUGCAUUCGGAUAUCGUAUGCAGCAUCCGUCACUACCUUACAAGAUGCUUUUGAGAGAAUUAAGAAAGCACUCAUCUCCCUCAGGCCUGCUGUCGCUGUUUAACACGUGAAUUACCAUCAUUUAGCUUGUAACUGUAGCUUGUACUUUAUAUUUGGGAUUUGAGUUUUCUUUAAAUUCUGGGUUGGUUCAUCCUUGUUUUUCUUCUAAA
Molecule: messenger RNA, 658 nt
Organism: Hibiscus syriacus
Lineage: Eukaryota; Viridiplantae; Streptophyta; Magnoliopsida; Malvales; Malvaceae
Product: bifunctional aspartate aminotransferase and glutamate/aspartate-prephenate aminotransferase-like
Exons: 4
Coding region: 61-552 (163 amino acids)
Biological process (GO): biosynthetic process
Molecular function (GO): pyridoxal phosphate binding
Source: RefSeq, a predicted model, not a curated record